CAAUUGUUGAAGAAAUCUAGAAAGGAAAGAGACCAACAUUAACAAGAAGAGCAGCGCCUAAUGCCAACGGCCUUAACUCCUGUCUUGGAUUCUUAUACAAAUGCCAUGUCUUUGACGGGGCGUUGUUUUUCACGAGGUCUAAAAAUCAAAAUUAGCUCUAAAUCAGUUUACUUCUAUUUGGCAUCUUCUGCUCUGUUCCUGAGUUUUCGAUAUGGGAUUGAUGGGUAGUGGUUGUAGUACCACAUUCUGAAGGAGAGAGAGAGAGAGAGAGAGAGAGAGAGCUCUGCUUUUAUAAUUUGUACUCCCUCUCUGGCCUUUUUCUUUCUUUAGUGUUCUGGGUUCUUUCUCUUAAACUCCUGGAAGCGCAGCAAUGGCUGAAUAUAUAUGUUUGUUCAACAAGGAUACAAUAAUCAUAAAGCCUCCUAAGAAAUCUCCCAUUUUGUUAAGGAUGGUAGUUCUAGUAUUUGCUAUGGUCUGUGGUGUUUUUAUCUGCUCAAUCUGUUUAAAGCAGAUAAGCACCCGUAGUAAAAUUAAAAUUGAAGAUAUUCAAGUCAUUGAAAGGCCAUUUUCUGAUAUCCAACCCAAAAAAAUGCAAAUUCCUAUUGUGCAUUUGCCACAUCCUGAAACUUUUAGCAGGGCUGAAUGUGUGCAUAAUCCUGUUAGAUACUUUGCAAUACUAUCAAUGCAAAGAUCAGGGAGUGGAUGGUUUGAGACCUUGUUAAAUAGUCAUGUCAAUAUAAGCUCAAAUGGAGAAAUAUUUUCUGUUUUGGAUAGGAGGAGGAAUGCUUCAUCAAUUAUAAAGACUCUAGACAAACUUUACAAUUUGGAUUGGUUCACUAGUGCUUCUAAGAAUGAAUGUUCAGCAGCGGUUGGCUUCAAGUGGAUGCUUAAUCAGGGAUUGAUGGAGCACCAUAAAGAUAUUGUAGAAUACUUCAAUGCUAGGGGUGUAUCUGCAAUAUUUUUGUUCCGAAGAAACCUGCUGCGUCGGAUGGUUUCAGUUCUUUCUAAUUCCUAUGAUCGACAUGCUAAGUUAUUGAAUGGAACACACAAGUCUCAUGUUCAUUCAGCAGAAGAGGCUGAAACCCUUUCAAAAUACAAGCCUACAAUAAAUUCCAAAUUGUUAAUAGCUGAUCUAAAGGAGAUGGAGAUAAUGGCUGCCAGGGCUUUAGAAUACUUCAACAGCACCCGCCAUAUUGUUUUGUACUACGAGGAUCUCAUAAAAAACCGCACGAAACUCAAGGAUGCUCAAGAAUUUCUGGGGCUUCCAUUUAUCGAGUUAACAAGCCGUCAGGUAAAAAUACAUAAGGGUCUGUUGUCAGAUCAUAUCGAGAACUGGGAUGACGUCAACAAGACACUAACCGGCACAGAGUAUGAGAAUUUCCUCCAAGCUGACUAUUAAAACUAUCAAAGUCUGCUAACAUGCGUUCUGUGAAUACUGCUUCAACUAAUUUCUCACAGAGGGUGCUAAUGGAGCAGUGCUAGAAGUCAUAAGCUGGUAACUUUAAGGGUUCUGGUUCAGGUCCUUAAUGAUUAGUAACUUAAAGCAGAAAACCCCAAGGAUAGGAUUCCCUCCAAAUGCUUCCGUAACAGCCAAGCUGACAAGAUCGUGUUUUUUCAAAUAAAAUUUUGACUAUGUAGUGCUAAUGCCCAUGCCUUUCUUUGCUCAACUCUCGGCUAAGCUGAAUUUUUUUGUUUUUUUUUUUAUCAUCUUGUUGAUCAUAUGGAUACAGUGUAUAUGUCAGCUAAUUAAUUUCAAGAAAAUAUGAGAAAUUAUUUCAGCA
Molecule: messenger RNA, 1781 nt
Organism: Hevea brasiliensis (rubber tree)
Lineage: Eukaryota; Viridiplantae; Streptophyta; Magnoliopsida; Malpighiales; Euphorbiaceae
Exons: 6
Coding region: 371-1399 (342 amino acids)
Source: RefSeq, a predicted model, not a curated record